Molecule: messenger RNA, 1560 nt
Organism: Pedinophyceae sp. YPF-701
Lineage: Eukaryota; Viridiplantae; Chlorophyta; Pedinophyceae
Source: the annotation of a GenBank genome assembly
AUGUCCGGGAUGGAUAGCGUGGACGUCGUGGAGCAGGCUGGGCCGACCGUCACUGUCUGCGACCUGCCGCCGGAGAUACUGAGGCACGUCAUCAGCUGCGUCAGGGAGGACGAGCCGGCACCGUGGGAGCGCGAGUGGAAGAAGCGGCGAGACCUGAACGGCGUGCGCCUGGUCUGCACCAAGUGGCGGGCGCUGGCGCAGGACGUCGUCAGGGCGGCGACGUGGGAGCCCGAAGUGAGCGUGGACGACUCGCCCGGCGUGUUCGAGUACCGCAGCGUUGAGCUGACCAACCUGCUGGACGUGAUCAAGUUCCCCCUCCUCGAGGCCCUCACGAUCAAGAGCGACUUCAAGUACAGCCUCGACCAGUUCCUCGCCACCACGCAGACCCUCUCGGUGUGCGCCACGUCGCCCGCGCUCGGCAUGCCGGCCCCCGGCGGCCCCCCCGGCGCCGCCUACCACCCACAAGUCCUCCUCUCGCUGCGGCAACUGCACCUGCACGGGGUGUCGUUCACGGACGCCGGGAUCCAGCAGCUGACGAUCCUCACGCGCCUGGAGACGCUCACGAUCGCCGGGCCCGACACUGCGGUGACGGACCAGCAGGAGGACUGGGAGUAUGACACCUCCACCUUGUCGUUUCUACCGGACCUCCCGACCGUCGCGACGCUGCGGCUGCUCGACGUGCCGUACUCGCAGGACUUCGACGCCGACAUGUUCGACGCGCUGCCAGCCCUCCGCAGCCUCGUGCUGUCGCCCUGCAGCCUCGACCACGGCAUGCUCGAACACAUCGCUACGCGGCUCACAGCCCUGACGUCGCUGUCGCUGGAGGGGCGGCUCGAGAACGAGCACGAGGCCAACCACGAGAUGGAGUUCGACCUCGACGACAACCUCCCGACGCUGCCGGACCUCGACCUGCCAAACCUGGCGCGGCUGUCGUGUUGCUGGAUGGCCCUGGACGAGGCGGUGACGCGGCUCCACCGGCUGUCGCGGCUCACGUCGAUCCGGCUGGAGGAGUCGGACGUCGCGGAGCAGCACAACGGGCGCCUGUCGAUGGUCGCCAUGCACGCGCUGGGGACGCUGCGCGCCCUGCCGAACCUGCAGGAGCUGUGGAUCUCGUGGAACCCCGCGCAGGGCAUGGAGAGCGAGCAGCCGUGGGACCUGCAGGAGUGUUUCGAGUGUCUGACUCCGAUCCAGUCGCUCACGUCGCUGCGGUACGCGCACCUGGGAUCCGUCGUCAACAGCCCGACGUGCAAGUCCGCGCUGGCGCUCCGCUCGCUCACGAAGCUGACCGAGCUGCGCGACCUCGCGGUGUCGGUCAACAUGCCGGACGUCAACAACGUCACUCUGCGCAACUUCGCAAAAGGCCUGCCCCGGCUGCAAACCCUCACGCUCGUCGGGCUGCGGGAUUCCAAAGUGAGCCGGAAAGGCUACAGCGCGCUCGUCCAGAUCCCGUCGCUGGCGACGCUCAACGUGGACCGUUCGGUGGACGCGACGUCAAUGGUGAAGACGCAGCUGUACCGCGAGGCGAGCAUGGCGGGCAAAACCAUCUCGUUCACGAACUAG